AUGCUGCCUGUGCCGGGGCGCCAGAGCCCCAGCGCCUACCGUGCUUCACCCAGGGGCUUAUUAGUGGAGUUUCUGGGGGCCGUUCCACUGGAGCAGAACAAGCAGGAGGAAGUGGCUGCAGUGUCUGAUGAUGUGAAAACCGAGGCAAUGGACAACCUGAAAACGCUGGUUCGUAACAGAAGGAACAUCCCCGUCUGGGCUGUGCCCCAGUUCAAACGCCUGCCUGACUUCUGGGGAUGGUACAAGUACUUCAUGGACAGCCACAACCAGGAGGGAGUUGAAGACCUGGAUCGCCUGUACAUGGCCUACCUGCAGAACAAGCACAGGUCAGAGGAGGGACCCACCUUCAACCACUACCUCAAGCACCUCAGUGAAAUCUACAAGAGCUGUGCUGAUUCUGAUGAUCCAGAGUGCAUCUCUGAGUCCACUAGCAAGCCAAAGGCUGCUGUUGUGAUGCCUGCCGCCAUCAAGUCUGCUCCUGUCAGGCUGUGCAACCCCUACCUUGACCCCUACUGCCUCUUCCCCCUGGUCCCCAAGGCGGCCAUCCCAGAGCCUGAACCUGAGCCCGCUCCAGUCAAGGUGCCAGCUCCUAUCCUCACCCCCAUGCUGCCCAUGCCCCUGAAGAGCCCCACCGGUUUCUACUACUACGCUCCUGUCCUGGAGCCCUUCCUGAGCAGUGAGCAAAGGUCUGAGCUGUUGAGGAUCUGCAACCCUGAAGAUGUGGAGUGUCUGCAGUAUCACCUGAGAGCAGCAUAUGGCUACCGCCCAGCAGCUGGUCCAGCUCCAUCCUAUGCUGCCCUCAAAUGUGACCCAAAGGACCCCUACUGCAUGCCCCUUCUGGUCCAGAAGGCCCCCACUGGCUUCUACCACCUGAUGUACCCCAGCUGUGACCCAGCCGUGGAUCCUCUGUGUGUGACCAGUGUCGCUGCUCCUGCUCCCCUGGCUGCUGGGGAGGCCCCUAAAGAACAGCACUGCAACCCUCUGUUUGAGGCUGGCUGCAAUCCCCUGACUGCCACCAAGCUGUCCGGCCUCACCAAGCCCGUCCUAGAGUAUGCCCCCAACGAUGAGCCUGCACCUCCAGCUGCUCCUCUGUCGUGCGACCCUCGCACUGACCCAUACUGCAUACUGGCAGUCGCCGCUGCCCUACGCAAGCCCCCUCCACAGAAGCCCGAGCACCAGGUUCGCUACAAGCUUGGUGUCCCUGGCAAGACCAAGGAGGGCCACGACUGCUAUGUGCACUAUGACAAAGACUGCACCCCGGUCAAGUCUGGGUCUAAGGCUGACAUCAAGGCUCCAGCCAAGCCCUUCUGCCAUCCUUUUGAUCCUAAGUGUGGCAAGGCUGCUCCACCCGCUGGCGUUGAGGCCCCGAAGCCCGGCACAGAUGGUAUAAUCCUGCCUGAUCCUGACUGCGACCCCGAGAUCGACUACAACUGCCGCCUACGUCGCGCUGAGCCUGCUGCUGCAGCUGAUGAGCCUGCUGAUGAACCGGCCAAGGAGGCCGCCGCCCUACAGUCUGCUGUCCCACGCUUUGAAGAUUACCUUAGGGCCGUCAUGAGCCAGCACAAAUAG
Molecule: messenger RNA, 1569 nt
Organism: Stegastes partitus (bicolor damselfish)
Lineage: Eukaryota; Metazoa; Chordata; Actinopteri; Pomacentridae
Exons: 5
Coding region: 1-1569 (522 amino acids)
Source: RefSeq, a predicted model, not a curated record